This is a messenger RNA of Aricia agestis (brown argus), 1543 nucleotides long. RefSeq lists its product as uncharacterized. Lineage: Eukaryota; Metazoa; Arthropoda; Insecta; Lepidoptera; Lycaenidae. The transcript has 4 exons. The coding region runs from base 255 to 1046 and encodes 263 amino acids. The record is from RefSeq and is a predicted model, not a curated record.
UCAUUGGAAGUUUUCACUUUUGGAUUUUUUGGAAGAAAUCGAAAUAAAUGCAAUAAUUGUUUGAGUUUACAAAGAAAGAAAUUAUAAAUUAAGUUGUCUAAUGUCUUUAUUUAUUAAAAAGUCGUGCUUUUAAAUCGGGAAUUUGUGUUUCAGACUUUCAGUUGUAGCCUGCAGGUUAGAUAAUUUGUGACGGUUUCUUUCGUCAUCUUUGUUUAUGUCUUGAUGCUCGUAAAACCUAAUUAUUUUAACAUAAAAUGCGGUGGGGUGAAUCGGAAACUGCUAAAUUCGUGAAAAUUUAUGCUAAACACGAAAACCUCUGGAAUCCACAGUCCUUACAUCAUAAAGUAAGAGAAGAAAGAUUAAAAUCAUACAGGCAAAUGAUAUCUGAAUUCAAAGUUGCUACAGGUGUAACCCUGACACUAAGUGAGCUGACCAGCAAAAUUAAAGUAUUAAGAUGUACCUACGUGUUAGAAAUGGGAAAAAUAGCAAAGCGAGCCCGCAGUGGAUCAACAUAUAGAACAAGAAUAAAAUGGUUCAGUGACAUGCAUGAAUGUCUCCGAAAUAUUGUUAAACCCAAGAAUGUUGAUAUCACACUUAUUAAUUCACUGUCAUCUGAAGAUCUGAUUCAAGGAGAGUGGGACACUGAUAGAAUUAAUAUGGAAUCAGACUCCAAUGAUGGUCAGAAGGUGUGGGUGCCGAAUAUGUCUGGAAAUGAAGGUGACAACGAGUCGGACUUCGUACCGCAGAGUCAGUUCUUCACCGACAUGGAUUUAGACAAAGUUCAAGUAAAGACAGAGAAAGAUCGUACCUUUAAAACGCGACACAAAAAGAUAAAACGGCACACUCCGAGCUCAGAUCAAUCAUUCAUAGAUAGCAUUAUUCCGAAUACCGCUUUAGGUGUAGAAGAUGAAUUCGAUAUCUACGGCAAAUAUAUAGCGUCACAACUACGGUCUUUGGAUUUAAAAAAUGCUUUGCGAAUCAAAUUACAGAUACAAGGACUGGUGAGUGAGGCAAGGAUAGAAGAACUAAGACAGUAUCAAGAAUGAUUCCAUGUCUUGGCUCUUGAGGUUUCUAAUUUGAUUUGCACAUGGAAUGAAAUUUGUCUAGAGGUGCAGUAAGAAGAAAGAGGGGUUAUCAAGUUCCACAAGAAUGUUAUAAUGAUUUGUUUUGAGUAUUACUAAAGAUCAUGAUCUAUAAUUCUAUAAAAUAGAUUCUAUUUCUUAUUGUAACAGGAAAUGAUUUUAUAUCGUAAAAGGUUUUAUUCUCAUUAUGUAAUUAAAAAUAAAAUAUCAAAAUCGAGAGAGGGUAAGAAAAAGCCAAAAACACGUCUGAUUUUUUAUUGCUGUAAUAGCAUCUGUUUAUACAAACAAACAUCUUUUAAUGUUGCUAGUGAAAAAUUCAGAUCCACUCACAUUUACAUUAAAUUUUCGUAUCGAGUUCCAUGAAAAAAUACGAGUUUACACCGCUGAAAAAGUCAGUAAGGUAAACCACAUCCAAAUCUAUAUCUAGUUAAGUACACGGUAUUAAAUUGGCUGCUUAAAAA